This is a messenger RNA of Gongylonema pulchrum, 384 nucleotides long. The record is from the annotation of a GenBank genome assembly. Lineage: Eukaryota; Metazoa; Nematoda; Chromadorea; Rhabditida; Gongylonematidae.
AUGUUCUCACCAGAGGAUCGACUUCAUUUUUGUGUGCAAACAGCGCUAACAAUAAUUCUACGAUUGCAAAUAGUAGAGGACUUAACUGCAGAAGAUCGUUCUUUCACUCAAACAAUAAACCGGCACAAGCUGACCAGUAUUUUAACGAUAUGUCUCAUGGCGAUCGAAAUCGAUUCGGAAAACAUCUUUGCUAACAUUCUUUCAAAAGUAGCCACUGUGGAGUUGGCACGCGUGGAUGAUAAUAUCGAAGAGUACAAAGAAGCGCUUGGAGUGCUGCAGGAUUACGCUUAUACAUGGAUGAAGAGAGUUAGAGAAGGGAAACUUUACGCAUUCGCCGCCUGGGGCUACCUCUGCGUAAGUUUUACCACUGAGCAGUCAUCAUAA